This is a messenger RNA of Marasmius oreades (fairy-ring Marasmius), 2440 nucleotides long. RefSeq lists its product as uncharacterized. Gene Ontology annotation, cellular component: cell surface; extracellular region. The record is from RefSeq and is a predicted model, not a curated record. The transcript has 14 exons. Lineage: Eukaryota; Fungi; Basidiomycota; Agaricomycetes; Agaricales; Marasmiaceae. The coding region runs from base 928 to 2193 and encodes 421 amino acids. Gene Ontology annotation, molecular function: beta-glucosidase activity. Gene Ontology annotation, biological process: glucan catabolic process.
GUUCCCUACUCCCAAAGUCAGUGCCAGGUUGGUGCCAGAGCUGUUGUCGGAGUUGAAGGUCGUAUCCAUCAAGCUGAUCCCAAAUUCAACGCUUCAAGUUCGGGGCUGAGGGAAUUCUGAGGAGAGGUGCAUGCUGGUGGCAUUUGCAGAUGAACAAACAAUAUUUGGUUCGAAACGGCGGGGAUUGGGGUCAACACCCUGACAAUCCAAAUGCCAGUUUGCUGUAUUGAUGCUCAAAUCGACUCUAAUGUUCUCGAUACCUCAUGAAGAAUAAACUUUCAUUGUCAAGUCCUCAUGCCCUCGGACUCGCCAGCGGCCCCCGCUGGUAUACCACGACCUCACACAACCUCAGCAGUUGAGGCCACAAUUCGAGAGCUCUCGGAAGACGGUACAUGCACUUGAGCUUCGUUCGGGGGUGACCUCGCCAUGGUCACCGGUCAAGACCCGAUUUAAGUCGUGGUAGACCUGGAGGCAAUAGAUACAGGGUAGAGCAAAGGAAGAGGUCAGUGUAAGGGUUAGACUUUUUUGGAUUUUCAAUGUGCUAGAUAUCUACAUAAACUAUAUGGGACAGCUCGGAGCUACUGGCGGGGGUGUUGGUAGCCUGCCGGUCCAAGGCGAGUCCUUCUGUGACACUCUCAACGAUCAUUCGCCUCUAGGACUGACCAACGUCGUCAGCACUGCCCGGUUCCCUUGCUCAAACCAAUGAGGCUGUUUUCGAUGCGAUGGCGCAGAACGAGUAGAGAUUGUAACCAAGAAUCCAAGAAUCGUGGUACAGAUAACAUAACAAAUCAGGCAAAUUCGGACAUGGGCAAUGAUGGUUCCGAACUACCACUCUUAACGACACGUGAAGGGCACCAAAUUGAUGGACUUAUUUAAAGCCCAGUCGUUCGACUGGUUUUCUUCCCCAUACGACCACCACCCCUCGCCAUGACUCGCUUUCUCUUUCGUACCCUCACCGCCGCUCUCUUAAGCCUGUCGCUCGCUUCGUCAACCCUCGCCAUCAACCCCGGCUUUCCUUACGGUGACCAGAAGGUCCGAGGCGUGAAUCUUGGUGGGUGGCUCGUGCUCGAGCCGUGGAUCACGCCGUCUCUGUUCGACAACACAGGCAACGACCAAAUCAUCGAUGAAUGGACCUUUGGUCAGUUCCAGGAUCGUGGCCAAGCCCUUAAUGUGCUCACGCAACACUGGGAUACAUGGAUUACUGAGUCCGACAUCGCUGCCAUCGCUGACGCUGGUCUGAAUCAUAUUCGCAUCCCUAUCGGUUACUGGGCAUUCGAAACUGCUCCUGGUGAACCGUUUAUCGAUGGACAGCUUCCCUAUCUCCAGAAAGCCGUUGGUUGGGCUCAAAACCAUGGCCUGAAAGUCAUCGUUGAUCUUCAUGGAGCUCCGGGAAGCCAGAAUGGCUUUGAUAAUUCGGGACAGAAGAAACCUGUUCCUGAAUGGCACUCCAAUCCUGACAAUGUAGCACGCACCAAUGCCAUCAUCAAACGCAUCGCAGACAUGUUCAAGGACAACCCAGCUACCGUUCCCAUCAUCGCCCCUUUGAAUGAACCGGCGGGCUUUGUGUCACCAGACGUCAUCAGCGUCACCCGACAGUACUGGUUGGACAGUUUUGGAAACAUUCGGUUCCCCUUUGGCAGCGCUCAACAAAGUGACACCGUUGAACUGAUUCACGAUGCUUUCCAACCUUUGAGCACCUGGCAAGGCUUCAUGACGCCUCCCGACUUUCAAGGUGUGGCGAUGGACACGCACGUUUACGAGAUGUUCUCGGAUGAUGGUAAUCGGAGGAGCUUCCAAGACCACAUCAACGCGGCAUGUGCUCGUGCUAAUGAUGUUUCCACCUUUGAUUUAUGGCUUAUUGUUGGUGAAUGGACGCCCGCUGCAAAUGAUUGUGCAAGAUACCUCAACGGUCGUGGAGUCGGCGCUCGUUUUGACGGUACCUUCCCAGGUUCUUCGCGGGUAGGAAGCUGCAGCGGGUUCACCGGCCGUGCCUCCUCCUUCAGCAACGACUUCAAGACAUUUCUUCGUCAACAUUGGGAGGCCCAAGUCACGACCUACGAAAUGGGUGAGGGAUGGAUUCAGUGGACUUGGAAAGCUGAAAAUGCCGAUGAGUGGUCGUACCAAGCGGGUCUGCGGAAUGGAUGGAUUCCUCAGGACCCUACUGAACGCCAAUUCCCUUUCAUUUGUGGCUGAACGAAUGAAAGGGUGGAGAUCCGUACCUUUUUUCCACGGACCAUUCGCAAGGGCUUGACAUGAGCCCCUGUAUUCACACCCAACAUUUAUAUUCGCGUUCUCUUUUUUGUUUUAUCUUUUAUACCAAGCAUCUCUACACACGGUCUUUUCUCCUGUUACGAAGUUGUCACGACUAUUCCUGGGAGUUCAUAAGUAAUUUACUAUCGACUUUUCGUUAUCCAUAUGGAUGAUUUGGAUUGAUACCUUC